Molecule: messenger RNA, 3129 nt
Organism: Achroia grisella
Lineage: Eukaryota; Metazoa; Arthropoda; Insecta; Lepidoptera; Pyralidae
Exons: 7
Coding region: 172-1413 (413 amino acids)
Source: RefSeq, a predicted model, not a curated record
CGACUUUUCGUGACAGCACGUCAUUUUCGACAUUUGAUUGAUAAUUUUCCAAAGAUCCAUCAAAUUAGUUUGUUUGAAAGUUAGUUUUAGCGCUAAGUGUUAUGUUGUGAUAUUUUUGGUUUCGUUUAAGUAUGUGAUAUAGCGUGGCCCUAAAUUUAGAGAGGGUCCAUCAUGACUGCACAAAAGUGCGUCGUGGAGGGCUGCAAUUUGGAAUACGAUGUGGUUUGCAGCUUCUCCUUUUACAACACAAACACAUCAUACGACAGUGAUGGCAAGCGACAGGAAUGGAUCGAGGGAGCCAUGCAGGAGGAGAGUGAGUGCCUCUGGCGACAUGUCAGCCUACAUCUGUGUGGAUACCACUUUGAGUUGGACACCCAGGGACUGUGGAUCGACUCUCCAAUGUUGCCUGAACUGCUCAUGCCUCAAGAGAAAGAGGCACCGGUCCAGACGGAAGCUGAUAAGAAAGGCGGCGGCCAGGCGGCGACUCGUGACACCUACCAGGCUCUAUUUGAGAGGUUCCUAAUGAAUACUCCUAAAGCUGUAGAUGUCAUUCGCAUGGAACACAAUUACUGCGUGGAGUCUGUCAAGAAGGAGCCGCCGCAAAAUGUCUCGCGGUUGAAUGUACGACAACUGGUCGACACGCUCGGAUACCUUUCACUGAAGAAUUUGCAACGCAAGCAGCUGUGGGUGGUCAGAGUGGAAACCGACAAAGCGGAGGCAUCCAUCACGCAGUCAGAGCAGGUCAUCACCAAGAUGCAAGACCCGAAACAGAUCAUCGAGAUAAUACCUCAGACUUCAUCAGCAGAACCCCAAACCAGUCAGAACGAGGUGCUACAAAUCAUGGAAGACACAACCAUACCCGAUACAUUCAUAUAUGAAAUCGCCGAGGAACAGGAAAUAAGUAUGGAAGAGGUAAAAGAGAUACCUAUCACUGAUAACAGGGAAUGGAUGGUCAAUAUUAUACCUGAAGAGAGCAGACCAAAGUAUGCAUACAUAAAACACUGCAAUACAGGCAAGAAAAAACGUCACUUCACAGCAGAAAUGAACGAGAUCACGCUACAAGGGGAUUAUGAUAAUUACUACAUUCUCCCCGAUGUCGACCCAUCAGUUGGGGUAGAAAUCACUACCAGUUAUGAACCGGAGAACUAUAUCGUCCAAGAGUACGAACAUUUGGUACUAGAAGAUCGGCAGCCGAAGAAGAGAAGUAAAGAGCCGACCGAGUCCGCAAAGAAGAAGAAAAAGAAGUACACGGUUGUGCACGAGGAGGACCAGAUACGGAUAAAGAGUGAGGACGAUUGGGCCGUGGAGGAUAGGACGUCCUUCGAGCCGGAUGGAGAGGAGUACGACGAUAAAAAAGCGGCUCGAGUGCGGCGAAAAAAUAAAAAAUAUCUCGGUUACGAUUUUGUUACUUAACUCUCAUUUGUUUUCAUAGAUGGCGCAACAGACAAACAUUUCAAUCGAUCUUGGAUUGCAGCUGAAUUAAUAUUUUAUGAGGUCUGUAAAAUUAUUUUGUUCAUACAGUAUAGAGUAUAUCAAAAGAAAUGUCAGGUAGAAUACUCAUGACGCUGAGGUACUUUCGCUACGACACUAGUCGCAAAAAAUAAAUCAUAAUAUUGCAGUUCCUGCUAGCGACAAGGUAUUCAUCCUCAUACCCAGGGGCGGAUCUACCUAUUUGUUUUUUCGGCUGCAGCCCAGGGCUCCGGAUACAAAGGGCCCCCAGCCCCCAUUGAAACGAUAUUUAGUAUAUAAAAAAAUAUCUAGAAUAUUAAAAAACCUAUCAUAAGAUCAAUCAAUCCAUGCAAGUGCGCGUCUAUUGAAAGGAACGGGGAAUCUCUGGUCGCUUGUUUUUGGUGGGUGUAUUUUUUUUAGUUGAGUAACAUAAUUAGGUAGGCCCCUAAGUAGAUAUAGCCCAGGGCCUCACAAAUUCACGAUCCGCCCCUGCUCUGCCUUAGAACCUAAGUGGUCACGGACAGACAUUUCAGAGGAGUUUCCUUCCGCCCACAAUUAGAUUGUGGAAUGAACUACCAGCUAAGGUUUUCUCUAGAUAUUACAGUAUGAGAUUCUUCUAGAAAAUAUUAAGAUCGUAACAUGUGACACCCCUGGUGUUUCAGGCUUCCAUAGGCUACGGUAACCGUUUACCAUAAGAUGGGCCGUAUGUUGUCAUCACUGUGAUAUAAAAAAAAAAAUAAAUUGAUGACGUGAUCGCGCAAUUUGUAUAUAGGUUUUAAAAUUCCAAUUUUCAACUUUGCUUCUUUGACGGCCUCGGUGGUCUAACAGUUUAGCAAUACCGCUUUAUAGUUGUCGCUAGUUCGAUUCCUCGCACGGUACAAAAUUUAUAUUUCUGAAUACGAUACAAAUGGUAUCGGUCUGAGGGUUUUUUUGUGUAUAUAUUAUAUGUAAAUUAUAAAAAAAAUGUAUUUAAAUAUUUCUAUAUGUUAUAUAGUACCCAUAACACAAGCUCUGCUAUCUUUGGACUAGAUGGCGCUGUGUGAAUUGUCCCGGGUCAUUAUUAUUUGUGAAACUUUGUUAGUUUCAUUAUCUUUGAGUUUAUUGUACGUUUUGUAACUAGCCCUGUACAUUUAAUAUUAUAGAAUUUCAAAUAUUGCGAAAAUAUUAUUUAAAAUCCUAUAAUAGAGAUAGAUAUUAAUAUUUCUUGAAGCCAACAUUAAUUACUCCAGUAUUUAAUGUAAUUUUGUAUAAAAUAUGAGGUACUUUUAUGGUCAUUUAUAUAUUUGAAAAUAUUCUAGCUAAUGCAUUUCCAGGGUCGAUAUGACGAUUAAUUACUUAACGAUGUUAUUAACAUUUCACAAUUGUAUUGUAAUCUACAGUGCUACAAUUAUUUAUUUACGAACAGUUGCAAAUUUCUCAAUUGCAGCUGUUUAAUGAUCUUUACACAAUAAGAAACGAAUUCUUAACAUUCCAUAAAUUCACGGUGCGGAUGCCUGGUCCAUCGUGUGGCAGAGAAACUACGAGCAGUUCCCGGGGCUUGUGACCCGGGUGUAGGUUUAAUUCUCAUCUCCCGACGUACAUCAACAUUCACCUUGACCGCUCCAGAUUUGUGUGAGCACGGAGUGUUUCUCUCCCUGCUCACACAAAUCUGGUAGGAGCCUGCUAGUGCAGCUUUAGAUA